Trypanosoma brucei brucei TREU927 is the source of this 1185-nucleotide messenger RNA. RefSeq lists its product as hypothetical. The transcript has a single exon. Gene Ontology annotation, molecular function: nucleic acid binding. Lineage: Eukaryota; Euglenozoa; Kinetoplastea; Trypanosomatida; Trypanosomatidae. The coding region runs from base 1 to 1185 and encodes 394 amino acids. The record is from RefSeq and is a predicted model, not a curated record.
AUGUCUUCCCUUUUUUUUUCUGUUCUUCCGUGCUUACCGUUAUUUUUCACCACCGCACCAUUCAUAGGGCCAAACCAGGAAGUAAUCAGGAUGAGUGAACAGAAUAGGGAUGCGGCAGCUGAGCUACUGGAAAAGUAUUUUGAUGACAAUUAUCUAUUCGAGCAGACAAACUCUUUCUUUCGCGAGAAGGUAUCUCCUCGUAAUACCGGCGACCUGAAGGAACCCCCGACUAUCACCUGCGCCGCUUUUCUUCGCUAUGCAAACUGCCCUGUUGAUGAGAAAAACGUUGCCGCUGUCUUCGCCGCCGCGGCUACAAGCAGCGUUGUUGAAGCUGUCGAAGGUGAGGGCGGUGUGCGGUCUCUGCGUCGCCGGAAGUUCCUCGAUCCAAAGGCUGACCCAGCCCUACGAAGUGUUGUUGUGUGGCCUCUCCACCGUGCGUCGACUGUAGAAGAAGUAACGAACUUUUUUAAGGACUACGGAACGGUGCAGAGUGCCGCAGCUCUCCCCCGCUCCCCAGGCGACACACAGAUGAAUUCAUCUUUUGUGGUCCGCUUUGCCACUGCGGAAGAGGCUGUCAGGUGCACCAAGGCUGUUAUAACCCUCGGCAAAGCCCCCACAGCACUGGCUCAGCACUUUCUGCCGACCCGUCUGCGUGUUGUUAUGCUGGAGGACCACCACAAUAAGAUGGUGGAAAAGAGUCGAGCGGAGAGCGAUGCACAGCUACUGCACAAUGUGGUUCAAGCUCAGAAAGCUCUAGCAGAGUUACAGGAUCCGGCUGUGAGACGUUCUCUUGGAAAGGGUGCAACCCUGAAGGUCGAGGGCGUUCCGCACGGAACUUCGUGGGCAACAAUAAAGAUGAAGCUUGGUAACCUCUCUCUUACCAACCAUGCGCUGAAAAAGGGGAUCACUCUCGUGAAGGUGGAGGACAGCGACCCGGCGUCGCCAGCAGCUCCACAUCGCGCAUUUGUCGUGUGUCGAAACGCCGCGACGGCGAACGAACUGCUCGCCUCGUACAACUUAGCUGAUGGUGAGUUCGGAAGGGAGCUAAGAUCGGUGUGUCCCACAUUGCUGCCCCUUACCUCCGAGGAGGAGGAGUAUGCACGACGAAAUUUUCCGGAGUGGUGUAAGCGCCGUGUGGAGGCUAAGCAAGUUCAUAAUAAUAAGCGACACCGCUCGGCGGAUUAA